Galdieria sulphuraria is the source of this 2897-nucleotide messenger RNA. Its product is annotated as alpha 1,3-glucosidase. The coding region runs from base 25 to 2862 and encodes 945 amino acids. Gene Ontology annotation, molecular function: carbohydrate binding; alpha-glucosidase activity. Lineage: Eukaryota; Rhodophyta; Bangiophyceae; Galdieriales; Galdieriaceae. The record is from RefSeq and is a predicted model, not a curated record. The transcript has 4 exons. Gene Ontology annotation, biological process: carbohydrate metabolic process; N-glycan processing.
UGAACACACAAGUGCUUUUCAUCGAUGCGUAUUAUACCAAGUAAAGUUGCUAUUAUUAUUAUUAUAUUUUUUUUACUUUAUAUUGUGAGUCGUUGUAGUGGAGCUAAAUGGGCAGAUCUUUGUAAAUGUGAAGAGUUGAGUUUUUGUCGAAGAAAUAGAGUUACAGAUCAGACUCCACUUGAGGGAAACCUACUUUUCCCCGAGACGCGUGUUAGAGAAGGCUCAGUGAAAGCACAACAAGUGAAAGUUAAAGGAGUUGUUGGAGAUUCCUUAUAUGCCAUUUUGGAAUCUCGUGUCGGGAACGUUUCAACAGAUCUUGUCCUGCAAGUCUUUCCUCUCACAGGAGGUAGUUUUAGGAUCACUAUUGCUGAAGAACAAGCUCCUUUGUUACGUUUUGAUGCAAAGGAUGCACUGAAAGAGCCUUUCCCUCUUGGACACUUUGAUCUUUCACCUUACCACGACGUUGAGGCAACUUUAUUAUGGAAUGAAGGGAAGAAACUGAUUUUGAAAUAUGUCCCUUUUGAAUUGUUGGUGUUUAGCAAUAAUCAAAGUUUAUAUCCUGAUAUAGUUGUUAAUCAUCAUCGGUUGACAAAGCUCGAAGUAUUACAGAACCAUUCCAAUCACUUUUGUGCCGCCUUGGAAGAAACCCAUUUAGCAAAUGAUAAUAUUUCUAUUGUGGAAAACAUGAGCACUAACACUAAGGAAGACUCUUUGCUUCAAUUAUAUUGUCAGAAUGCUUUCGAAGAGACUGUACAUGGUCACUUGGAUCAGAAGAAACGAGGACUUGAAGCAGUUUCCAUGGACAUUAUGUUUCCUUUUGGACAACAUUUAUAUGGACUUGCUGAAAGAGCAACGGACCUUUCAUUGUCUUUUACCAAGGACAGCCUUUAUGGUUCAGUCUAUUCAGAACCAUACCGUUUUUAUAAUUUAGAUGUUUUUGAAUAUGAAACUCAAAAGCCUUUGGGUUUGUAUGGAUCGAUUCCUGUCUUAUAUACCCUCGAGGAGAAAUCGACUAGUGGUUGUUUAUGGCUAAAUGCUGCGGAAACGUUUGUCGACAUAUUUCCUUCCAAUUGGUCGCAAGAGUCCAGUUUAGCAUCGCAUUUUAUUUCGGAAACUGGUUUAUUGGAUGUCGUUUUAUUUCCAGGAGGUAAAACUCCGCAAGAUGUUUUCAAUCAGUAUUUGCUUGUUACAGGCAGGCCAGCUAUGACACAAAGAUUUGCUCUUGGUUACCAUCAAAGUCGAUGGAAUUAUCGAGAUCAGAUGGAUACUUUAGCUGUCAACCAGCGGUUCGAUCAAUUCAACAUUCCUUGUGAUGUUAUAUGGUUGGACAUUGAGCAUACCAAUGGCAAGCGCUACUUUACAUGGGAUAUGGAAAAGUUUCCGGAUCCUUCUUCUUUGCUGAAAAGGAUUGGAGAUAAUGGCAGAAAACUUGUUACUAUAGUAGACCCACAUAUUAAAGUGGAUAAUGAUUAUUUCGUCUAUCGUGAAGCAAAGGCAAACCAAUUUUUCAUUAGAAAACAAAAUGAAGAAGAAGAAUAUUCAGGUUGGUGUUGGGCAGGUCUUAGUUCGUAUUUGGACUUUGUGAGUAAAAAAGUGAGAAACUGGUGGUCAACAAGGUUUCAAUUUCGGUAUUAUCCUCAUUUUGGAGACAAUCUUUAUACUUGGAUUGAUAUGAAUGAACCGACAGUAUUUGAUGGCCCUGAGAAUACGAUUCCAAAGUCUGUGAUUCAUUUGGAUGGUUGGGAACAUCGUCAAGUUCAUAAUAUGUAUGGAUUUUAUAUGCAUAAAGCUACUUAUGAUGGUUUGCUUCAAUCUCGAAAUUUUUCCGAUAGACCAUUUGUUUUGUCGCGUUCUUUCUUUGCAGGAAGUCAUCGUUAUGGCGCAGUUUGGACAGGUGAUAAUCAAGCUAAUUGGGAACACUUGCGUUAUAGCAUUCCUAUGAUUCUUUCACUUCAGAUUUCAGGUAUGAUUCUAUCAGGCGCUGAUGUUGGUGGCUUCUUCUUCGAUCCAGAUCCAGAGUUACUCAUUCGGUGGUACGAGGUUGCAGCAUUCCAACCAUUCUUUCGUGCACAUGCACACGAAGAUACAAGACGUAGAGAACCUUGGGAAUUUGAUGCACAAACAACUACGCUCAUUAGAAAAGCAAUACUUCGACGUUAUGAAUUGUUGCCUUACUGGUAUACACUAUUUGCUGCAUCCAGUAGUGUGAACUGUGAAGCAGAUUUUGAAACUUGUGGUCCUCCAAUGCGACCAAUGUUUUGGGAAUUUUCAUAUGAUAAAGAAACCUGGAAAGAGCAGACAGAAUGGAUGAUCGGCAAUGCUUUAUUAGUUGCACCCAUACUAGAGAAGGACUCUUUAUUUAGGACAGUAUAUCUUCCUCCAGGUAACGUUUCUCACCAGGAACAGUGGUUUGAUCUAUUCUCGACCGAUUCGAAGAAAAGAAGCAUAGCUCAACGAGGAUUCGUUCAGGUCAACGCACCAUUAGGAAGACAUAUAGUCUUCCAGAGAGGAGGAACAAUAGUUCCAUUUAGAAAUAGAACACGUCGUUCUACAGUUUGUAUGGAACGAGACCCAAUUGGAUUGCGAAUUGCGUUGGACCACGAUGGCAAAGCAAAGGGCCUUAUUUAUUUGGACGAUGGUCGCUCUUUUUUGUAUGAAUCAGGACACUUUAGACUAGCAAAAUAUCUUUGGAAUUCAACUGGUACUUUGCAAGUUAUGAUUCACCCACUUGGAAACAAACCAUUUGUAGGCUCGGAUAUAAUAAUCGAGCAGAUAGUUGUCUAUGGAAUGAAGCAGCAGCCGAAACGAGCUUAUGUCUCCUCACAACUGAACAAUGCGACGUUACACUUUUCCUCAACUUGAAAGUGGCACCUUUGAAUGAAAGCGAAAAAUGGGAG